AUGGGGGGCUGGUGGCGGCUGCUGCUGCUGCUGGGGGGGCUCGGGCGGGGCGCGGCGGGGGCGGCCAACGGGAGCCACGCGGCGGAGCUGCGCUGCAAGCGCGCCGCGCCCUGCGAAGCCCUCCGCCAGAGCGCCUGCCUGGGCUCGCCGCUGCCCUACGCCGCCACCUCCACCCUUCUGGCCGACGACUCCCACUCGCAGGCCGAGGCGCACGACAAGCUCCUCCUCUGGUCCGGUUUGCGAAAUGCCCCCCGCUGCUGGGAUGUCAUCCAGUCCCUCCUGUGUGCCGUGUACAUGCCCAAGUGUGAGGAUGGCAUGGUGGAGUUGCCCAGUCAGACCCUGUGCCAGGCAACGCGGGGGCCCUGCACCAUUGUGGAAAGAGAACGCGGCUGGCCCGAUUUCCUGAAAUGCACCAUAGACCGCUUCCCGGAAGGAUGCCCGAAUGAGGUCCAAAAUAUCAAGUUCAACAGCUCGGGCCAGUGUGAGGCCCCCCUGGUGCGGACCGACAACCCCAAGAGCUGGUACGAGGACGUCGAGGGUUGCGGAAUCCAGUGCCAGAACCCCCUCUUCACGGAGAAGGAGCAUCACGAAAUGCAUGUCUACAUUGCUGCCUUCAGCUUGGUGACCAUCUUCUGCACCUUCUUUACCUUGGCCACCUUCGUAGCCGACUGGAAGAACUCGAACCGCUACCCGGCCGUCAUCCUCUUCUACGUCAACGCCUGCUUCUUCAUGGGCAGCAUCGGGUGGCUGGCGCAGUUCAUGGACGGGGCCCGCAGCGAGAUCGUGUGCCGGGCGGACGGGACCAUGCGCUUGGGAGAACCGACCUCCAACGAGACCCUCUCCUGCGUGAUCAUCUUCAUCAUCGUCUACUACUCCUUGAUGUCAGGGGUGAUCUGGUUUGUCAUGUUGACCUACGCCUGGCACACGUCCUUCAAGGCCCUGGGCACCACCUACCAGCCGCUGGUGGGCAAGACCUCCUACUUCCACCUCGUGACCUGGUCGAUCCCUUUUGUCCUCACGGUCGCCAUUUUAGCGGUCGCUCAGGUGGACGGAGACUCCGUCAGCGGCAUCUGCUUCGUGGGGUACAAGAACUACCACUACCGGGCAGGUUUCGUGCUGGCCCCCAUCGGACUGGUGUUGAUUGUGGGAGGCUAUUUCUUGAUCAGAGGCGUGAUGACCCUCUUCUCUAUCAAGAGCAACCACCCCGGUCUUCUGAGUGAGAAGGCAGCCAGCAAGAUCAACGAAACGAUGCUGCGACUGGGGAUCUUUGGCUUCUUGGCCUUUGGCUUUGUGUUCAUCACCUUCGGCUGCCACUUCUAUGACUUCUUCAACCAGGCAGAGUGGGAGCGCAGCUUCCGGGAGUACGUCCUCUGCGAGGCCAACGUCACCAUUGCGACUCAGACCAACAAGCCGAUCCCCGACUGCGAGAUCAAGAACCGGCCCAGCCUCCUGGUGGAGAAGAUCAACCUCUUUGCCAUGUUUGGGACUGGCAUCUCCAUGAGCACCUGGGUGUGGACCAAAGCCACCCUCCUCAUCUGGAAGCGCACCUGGUGCAGGCUGAUGGGCCGGAGCAGCAACGAGCCCAAGAGGAUCAAGAAGAGCAAGAUGAUCGCGAAGGCCUUCUCCAAGCGGAAGGAGCUGCAACACAACCCCCAGCAGGAGCUCUCCUUCAGCCUGCGCACCGUCUCGCACGAGGGCCCCGUGGCUGGCCUGGCGUUUGACAUCAACGAGCCGUCGGCCGACGUUUCCUCCGCCUGGGCGCAGCACGUCACCAAAAUGGUGGCCCGGAGGGGAGCCAUCUUGCCUCAGGACGUCUCCGUCACUCCCGUGGCCACUCCUGUGCCCCCCGAGGAAAGGGCCAAAUUGUGGCUGGUGGAGGCCGAGAUCUCACCCCGGCUGGAGAGGAAGCUGCGCCACAAGAAGAAGAAACGCCGGAAGAAGAAGGAGGUGUGUCCCGAGAGGCCGGCUGACGAACACUACGACGUCCCGGACGUGGAUUACUUCGCCCCGAGAGGCCUCAGCUCCGUCCCGCGCCUUCCCCAGCUCCCUAGGAACAAGUGUUUGGUGUCCGGCCUCAGAGAACCGCUGAGCGAAUUUAUGACAUCGGGAGCUUACCCUGAACUGAGACCCGGCACUCUGCAGCGGGAAGACCUCUUUUCCAGGGGCACGCGAGAACCCACGGCUCCUUACAGGCAAACCAGCGCCCUGAAUCGCGUCAGCCAUCCUUUUUGCCCCGAUAACAGACUGCCGGACGAGGCGGGACCCAUGAACGGAGCUCAGCCGUUCCCCGUACCUCAGCAGCAGCUCCAGCGCAGCGGCUUUUUCCAACAGCCCCGUGCGGCCCCAGCCCCUGCCUCCUUGUUUUUCGGGAACGGCCCGUACUGGUCCCAGACUCAGGGGAAGGGCUUGCCCCCGAUCCACUCCCGGACCAACCUCAUGGACGCUGAGCUUCUGGACGCCGAUUCUGAUUUCUAGGAUUCGGGAAGGGAAUUUUGGGGUUGUAGGUCAGCCGUGAUUUUUAUUGGGGGGGGGUCAAAAGGCA
Molecule: messenger RNA, 2542 nt
Organism: Heteronotia binoei (common prickly gecko)
Lineage: Eukaryota; Metazoa; Chordata; Lepidosauria; Squamata; Gekkonidae
Gene: SMO
Product: smoothened, frizzled class receptor
Exons: 12
Coding region: 1-2475 (824 amino acids)
Biological process (GO): smoothened signaling pathway; positive regulation of smoothened signaling pathway; commissural neuron axon guidance
Cellular component (GO): plasma membrane; dendrite; cilium
Molecular function (GO): transmembrane signaling receptor activity; patched binding
Source: RefSeq, a predicted model, not a curated record